AUGUCCCUGAUCUGCUCGAUCUCCAAUGAAGUGCCCGAGCACCCAUGCGUGUCCCCUGUCUCUAAUCAUGUUUAUGAGCGGCGGCUCAUUGAGAAGUAUAUUGCGGAGAAUGGCACAGACCCCAUCAACAACCAGCCCCUGUCCGAGGAGCAGCUCAUCGACAUCAAAGGUGCCCGGCGGCUGGCCUCCGUCCGGGGCUGUUGUAACUCCAAGCUUGACAGGGGCUUGCACAGUGCCAGCAUUCCUGGGAUCCUCGCCCUGGACCUCUGCCCUGCCGACACCAACAAGAUCCUCACUGGAGGGGCGGAUAAAAAUGUUGUCGUCUUCGACAAGAGUUCUGAGCAAAUCCUGGCCACCCUCAAAGGCCAUACCAAGAAAGUCACCAGUGUGGUGUUCCAUCCUUCCCAGGAGCUGGUGUUUUCUGCCUCCCCAGAUGCUACUAUCAGGAUCUGGUCGGUCCCGAAUGCCUCUUGUGUGCAGGUUGUUCGGGCCCAUGAGAGCGCAGUGACGGGCCUCAGCCUCCAUGCCACUGGGGACUAUCUCCUGAGCUCCUCUGAUGACCAGUACUGGGCCUUCUCUGACAUCCAGACAGGGCGUGUGCUCACCAAGGUGACAGAUGAGACCUCUGGCUGUUCUCUCACCUGUGCACAGUUCCACCCUGAUGGACUCAUCUUCGGAACAGGCACCAUGGACUCGCAGAUCAAGAUCUGGGACUUGAAGGAGCGCACCAACGUGGCCAACUUCCCUGGCCACUCGGGCCCCAUCACCAGCAUUGCCUUCUCAGAGAAUGGCUAUUAUCUGGCUACGGCGGCUGAUGACUCCUCUGUCAAGCUCUGGGAUCUGCGCAAACUUAAGAACUUUAAGACACUGCAGCUGGAUAACAAUUUUGAGGUGAAGUCACUGAUCUUCGAUCAGAGUGGUACCUACCUGGCCCUUGGGGGCACAGACGUCCAGAUCUACAUCUGCAAGCAGUGGACAGAGAUCCUUCAUUUCACAGAGCAUAGCGGCCUGACCACAGGGGUGGCCUUUGGGCACCACGCCAAGUUCAUCGCUUCAACGGGCAUGGACAGGAGCCUCAAGUUCUACAGCCUGUAG
Messenger RNA from Puma concolor (puma), 1095 nucleotides. The record is from RefSeq and is a predicted model, not a curated record. NCBI's taxonomy places the organism in Eukaryota, Metazoa, Chordata, Mammalia, Carnivora, Felidae.